AUGGUUUUGGUGGUGGAAUUGGGAAAGGUGGUGGUUUAUGGUGGUGGAAUUGGGAAAGGUGGUGGCGCCGGCGGAGGAAUUGGUGGCGGACAUGGUGGUGGCAUUGGAGGCGGACACGGUGGUGGCAUUGGAGGCGGACACGGUGGUGGCAUUGGAGGCGGACACGGUGGUGGCAUUGGAGGCGGACACGGUGGUGGCAUCGGCGGUGGACAUGGUGGUGGUAUCGGAGGUGGAAUUGGUAAGGGCAUUGGAGGUGGAAUUGGUAAGGGCAUUGGAGGUGGUGGUGGCGGUGGGUAUGGUGGUGGGGGUGGGGUAGGUGGCAUAGGUGGUGGCUUCGGAAAAGGCGGUGGCUUCGGAAAAGGCGGUGGCUUCGGUGGUGGAAUCGGAAAAGGAGGUGGGUUCGGUGGUGGUGGAGGAUUUGGUGGUGGUGGCGGUGGUGGUGUUGGUGGCGGUUUUGGUAAGGGUGGUGGAUUUGGUGCUGGGUAUGGAGGUGGUGUUGGUGGUGGUGGCGGCG
Dioscorea cayenensis subsp. rotundata (Guinea yam) is the source of this 514-nucleotide messenger RNA. RefSeq names its product glycine-rich cell wall structural protein-like. Lineage: Eukaryota; Viridiplantae; Streptophyta; Magnoliopsida; Dioscoreales; Dioscoreaceae. The transcript has a single exon. The annotation marks the transcript as partial. The record is from RefSeq and is a predicted model, not a curated record.